GGGAGUAGUAAGGAUAGUGAUGAUGGAAAAGUGACUCUAUCUGAGAGUCCUGUCAAAGGAAAGUCUCCCAAAAACACUAAUAAAGCAAAGCAGACGACACCGAAGAAGAGGAAGCAAGAUGAUGACAGUGGAAGAGGAAAGAGGGCUAAAGGAAAGGACGGAAGUGGGGGUAAGACACCUGAAAAUCUUGGGAAGUAUCGUGGAGAGAAUACUUCCAUCUGGUCAUUAUCUUCAGAUUCUGAGUCUGCUCCAGAUGCCAGGCCCGUUAAAAAGUUCAAGCCUAAUGUGAAAAAACUUUCUGCAAGUAAAGAUUUCAAUCCAGAAGAUAAAAAGGAAGAUUAUGACAGUCUCCUUGACCAUGAUUUAGAAUCACUAAAGAAUCAAGCCCCACAGGUUAAAUCUCCGGUGGAAAACCUGGAAAAAGUGGAUGAGAAAUCAUCCAAGGAGAUGGAUACGGAUAUCAAUAUGAAGGGAGAUGAUGAUGAUAAAGAUAACGUUAUGAAGGAAGAUGUCUCUGGGAAGCGUUCUGGACACCAGGUAUCCUCUUCAAGGGUGCCAUUAUUUCUCUCAGAUAAAGUUCAGCGUUCAAAGGCUCUUGUUGAGUGUGAUGGUGAUUCCAUAGAUUUGAGUGGUGAUGUGGGUUCCGUUGGAAGGGUAGUAAUUGCUGAUGAUUCAUCCAAAAAACAUGAGAUGCUCUUGGAUUUAAAAGGAACCAUAUACAAAACAACAAUAGUUCCAUCAAGGACAUUCUGUGUGGUAAGCUUUAACCAAUCAGAAGCAAAGAUAGAAGCUAUUAUGAAUGACUACAUUCAGUUGAAACCACAAUCCAACGUUUAUGAAUCCGAAACUAUGGUUGAAGGGACAUUGGACAGUUUCUCGUUUGAUUCGGACGAAGAAGCUGACAAACCCGUGGUUGAAGCUGAUCAACAAGAGGCUGGUGAGGAACAACCAGCAGAUGAAAAAACCAAGAAAAAAACUGAAAAAAAACCGGGGAAGAAAAAGGGAAAACCAACAGGAGACAAGCCGGCCACAAAAGCGAUGAAAAAGAAACCUCAAGUUUCAAAAAAGGGCAAAACCAAGAAAUGAGGCAUAUUUGAUGCUAUUUUUUUUUAUUCUCUCCUUUGAUUAGAUGCGCUUUUCUUAGCCACAGUUUGUAGGGUUUUUCUCAUUAAAGGACCACAGCCGGUAUUGUAAAAGUGAUAAUGAGAAGAAUAUAUAUUUAAUACUUCAUCCUUCCACAGUUA
This is a messenger RNA of Salvia splendens (bonfire salvia), 1244 nucleotides long. Its product is annotated as DNA-binding protein BIN4-like. The record is from RefSeq and is a predicted model, not a curated record. Gene Ontology annotation, biological process: DNA endoreduplication; chromosome organization. Gene Ontology annotation, cellular component: DNA topoisomerase type II (double strand cut, ATP-hydrolyzing) complex; nucleus. Gene Ontology annotation, molecular function: double-stranded DNA binding. Lineage: Eukaryota; Viridiplantae; Streptophyta; Magnoliopsida; Lamiales; Lamiaceae.